This is a messenger RNA of Symbiodinium sp. CCMP2592, 990 nucleotides long. The record is from the annotation of a GenBank genome assembly. NCBI's taxonomy places the organism in Eukaryota, Dinophyceae, Suessiales, Symbiodiniaceae.
AUGGCCGUUGCCACGGCAACCUUGCCGGGAGAUGGCAACGAGUUUGAUUUGGAUCAGCUUAUUCACAAGUUGAAGCGCGAUGGCGACAUCGUGCCAGAAAUUUUGCCAGAACGCGUGCUGAAGCUUGCUUGUCAGCAGUUGAAGAACAUCCUCAUCGAGGAAAGCAAUGUGCAACCCGUGCAGUUGCCAGUCGUGAUAUGUGGUGACAUUCAUGGUCAAUAUUUCGAUUUGUUGGAGCUCUUCAACAUCGGUGGGCACAUUCCGGAGAAAAACUACAUCUUUAUGGGCGAUUUCGUUGACCGAGGUUACAACAGCGUUGAGACCUUUGAAUUGCUGAUGUUGUUAAAGCUGCGAUAUCCUGCAAGCAUCACAUUGCUUCGCGGUAACCACGAAUCCCGCCAGAUCACGCAGGUUUACGGAUUUUACGAUGAAUGUUUGCGAAAAUACGGCAAUGCAAACCCGUGGAAGUACUGUACGGAGGUGUUUGACUAUUUGACCUUGUCUGCAAUUGUGGAAAAUUCCAUUUUCUGUGUCCACGGAGGACUCUCGCCCGAUGUCAAGAUCCUCGAUCAGAUUCGCACGAUCAAUCGGGUGCAGGAGAUACCGCACGAAGGUGCCUUUGGCGAUCUUGUGUGGUCAGAUCCUGAAGAUAUUGAGGCAUGGGCAGUCAGCCCGAGAGGUGCUGGUUGGCUUUUUGGGGAACGGCCAACACAACACUUCAAUCGUCUCAACGGGUUGGAUCUCAUUGCCAGGGCCCACCAGCUUGUCCAGGAAGGGUACAAGUACAUGUUCAGCGACUCGCAGCAGGAAAGCAAGACGGGACUGUUGGUAACAGUUUGGUCGGCUCCAAAUUACUGCUACAGAUGUGGAAAUGUCGCGUCCAUCCUUGACAUCGACGAAAGGAACCAGCGUGAGUUCCGAAUAUUUCAGGAAGUUCCAGCUUCAGCUUCAGCUGUUCCCCCUCGGCAGCUUGUUCCCUAUUUUCUUUGA